AUAUUAUUUCACUGUUAUUAUCUAGAGCUAGAAAUAUAUAGAUACUAUUUCACUAUAUUAUUUCACUGUUAUUAUCUACAGCUAGAAAUAUAUAGAUAUUAUUUCACUAUAUUAUUUCACUGUUAUUAUCUACAGCUAGAAAUAUAUAGAUAUUAUUUCACUGUUAUUAUCUAUAGCUAG
Messenger RNA from Lottia gigantea (owl limpet), 180 nucleotides. RefSeq lists its product as hypothetical. The record is from RefSeq and is a predicted model, not a curated record. The transcript is spliced from 3 exons. Lineage: Eukaryota; Metazoa; Mollusca; Gastropoda; Lottiidae. The annotation marks the transcript as partial.